This is a messenger RNA of Ostertagia ostertagi, 1449 nucleotides long. NCBI's taxonomy places the organism in Eukaryota, Metazoa, Nematoda, Chromadorea, Rhabditida, Trichostrongylidae. The record is from the annotation of a GenBank genome assembly.
AUGGCUGAUGUUUUGGCUAAGCUUUCGGCUUUAUCAGAUCGCUUCAAGGGUGAGCCAAUGACAUCUGUUCAAGCUGAUAUGAUGUUGAAUUUGAUUCCUAGAGAGCUUUUGGAGAAAAUACUGUCAGAUAGUGGGGGCUCGUUGGCCGAAUUUCAAGAUGUCGCUAUAGAUAUUCUGGGAACACUAUUGCCAUCGUGUAGUAAUGAUACUCUCGAAAAGCAUUAUUCUCUCGCUCCUCUGCUCCUUCACCGCCUCAGAACUUCGGAAGGCAUGGAUUCUCUCAAUGAAAUAUCAGGAUGUAUUCUCUCCUUAUAUAAGCUGGGUAGUCACAACCAGGAGAAGUACCUACACGAUACUGCUGAUGUGCUCUCGUCGUACUGUGUCAACAAUUCCCAGGAUUUUCCAUUCACAUGCAUACUGCAUCGUCUCACGGAAUGUAUAGCUAAUUUGCGAUCUUCCUCCGAAAAUUACGGUUUGUAUGCCUUAGGAGGAAAGUGGUUUGCUCCAGACUUAUCACUGUUGUUAUUAUUAGUACAUAUCGUGGUUGUACAAGUCCGAAUGUGCCUCGACAAGCCGGAUACUAUCAAUUCGCAAAGCCUAGCUGUUUGUUAUCAUAUCCUCGAGAUGGCCAUUGAAUGCGUCGAGGAGUCGUCUCUUCUGGAUGAUUCUAUGGCUACUCGCCUGGCAGCUACAGUACGCGAAGCGGCAUUCUAUUCUAUCGAGUACUGGGUAGAGGCGAAAGAGCAGGAAGAACAUCUGAACGAAAGUACAAAUGAACCAUCGGAAGGCGUGCGACUGUCACAGCCGCAAGUUGUUGCCUACCUGGACGGAGAGUGUGCUGGUGAGGGGAGCCAAGUGACGUGGAUUUGUCGCUCUUCCGGUCUAGGAUUCUCUUUAACCUAUCCAUCAAUUAUUCUUCAUGCCGUGUCCACUGAUCUCAGCACGUUCCCACACGAGUGUAUAUACGUUCUUGUUGAUGCAUCGAAAAGCGAGCGACGUAGAAGGCCAGCUAUUCCGUUUUUUACUGCUGCUGAUUCUCAUAAUGCCCAAGACCUCAAACUUGCUGAUGAAGAGUUAAAUGACGAUGACAAUGCAUCCGAAGAUGAUGAAGAAGAAGGAAAGAAUGUUGUUAUACGAUUUGUUCCCUCUGACCUUAGUGUAUUACAGCAAAUUUAUACCGAAAUGUGUAAUUGUCAGGAACUGAAUCCUGACGAAAAUGACGACUUCUCAGACGAAGACGAUGGGGAAAUGGUAGUAGCAGAAGGUGAUGAUGGCUUACUUAGUGGAGAUGGAUGGUAUACUGCUGAAAAUAUUGGCAGUGGUGAGCACGUGGAACUUAGCGAAGAGGGGCGAGCUAAUCUACAUCGUAUGACAAACCACGCUCGUGAUGGCUGUGGAGAUCACGAUGAUGCUGAAGAAAAUGGAGAUAAUGAAAUGGAUGAGCAGUAG